This is a messenger RNA of Melampsora larici-populina 98AG31, 2302 nucleotides long. RefSeq lists its product as uncharacterized. The coding region runs from base 122 to 1825 and encodes 567 amino acids. The record is from RefSeq and is a predicted model, not a curated record. NCBI's taxonomy places the organism in Eukaryota, Fungi, Basidiomycota, Pucciniomycetes, Pucciniales, Melampsoraceae. The transcript has 4 exons.
CUCAUACCUCAUCAUCUCAUCGAGAACAUUCUGACGUACUCAUAUAAUACCUCCAAGAUUAUAUCCUACAUAGAAGUAAUUGUGGCCUGAUAUCUCCUUCCUCACGACCCCAUAACGCAAGAUGAACAAUAAGAAUGCCGUUCCCAUUCACACUUUAUCUCUCAUCAAGAACCUCAACUAUCAUUCUUCCUGGCCACUCCAAUCUUUGACCACUCAGAGUCAAAUGAAACGGGAGACGCGCGCAUGGUGCAGCGAGAAUCUCAAUUUCAAGGAGCUCGAUCUUCUCUUGUCUCUUUCGGAGCACGUGGUUGAUUCUUCCGAACCCCGCUCCAAGGGGUCCCCUAUGGUCGCCUGUCCUAAACGUCAUUCCAGCUUACCGAUCCAUUUUGACCCUAAGACAAGGAGGCUUUCUUACUCCCGCAAUAACUCUCGAGUUCGACUCCAGAGUACGCUUAGAGGUUCUCAGAUUUUGACCAAUGGCCUUUCUUCAGCGGAUUCGGAAUUGCCCACAGAGGGCUCAAGCGAUGAUACCUCUUGGCCUUGUGCAGAUCUUGGAGCUGAUCUGUGGCGAUCAACAAAGCUCGGUCUCGAUACCUCCCACAAUCCUUCGCUUUCUUUCCCGCUACCUCCCAGGAGAAUCUUGCUUCAGCCUAUGACACAAGGGUCCGAGUUACUCACUCAAGAUGUACCUUCGGGUUCUCUUCAAUCACUGUGUUCAAGAACUUCUUCCUCUCCGGAACUCCGCACUCCAGUCAGAGCCGCCCAUGCAGAAGCAGAAGAUUGCGACCCUUAUCUGGUGUUUGGAAACCAACUUGCACAAUCAUAUCCCCGAGCUAUUGAGCACGUCUCCGAUGACACAUCUCCUUUGAAAGACAGGAAAAAAUCUGUCGACACAGACAGCAGAGAAGAUUCAGAAGGAUUAUAUACAGAUGCCGUUACUUCGUUUUUACGUCUCUCUUUAUUGCCAUCUAGCGUUGAAAAAGAUCCCGCAGUUCGGCAAUCAAUCGCUUUUCCUGAUAGUGGCUUACACAUUCAACCUAGCUCAGAUGACGGAACUGUUUGUUUCAGUGGUAUUCUUCCCUCGGCGAGCUUGAGCCCUGUGGUGGACUACGCCCAAAGCUUUCACAGUGUAAAAGGCUCAAUCGGCUCAACUCUACCAAUGAACGAUGCAUCAUUCUGGUCUACCAAUCUACGGGCUACUGAAAGUCAAAAUACCUUGGACUUGUCCUCUGAUUGUUCGUGGGUAUCAGCUGCGAGUCAUAUCGAAUUCACGGAAGGUGAAACUUUGAGACCGGACGACCCAACAAUUUUCAAUAAGGGAAUGUCAACUUCUACUACACCUAAGGUCUCAGACGGCUCAACGUAUCGCGGAAUAUGCGGGACAAAGAUAAUCAGAGCAACUCCGACUUUGCAGUCCGAUUUAGUUGAGUCUCCUCGGAUCCCUUCAGGCCCGCACAAAGGCACAAUUGGGGAUCAAGUGCUAGGAUACACCCAGCAGGAACCUCACAAUUUUAGAAUCGGACUUGGGUUAGAGGAUCAACAAAUCCGACGAAGAAAGAAUCUUCAAUCAGUACUCGGUGCAGGAUUUCACAUGAAUAUGCUUCAGCCAGAUAUUAUGAAGUUAGAAGCUGCACCGGAGAAAUCUCCUUUGAAGAAUACGUUAUCAUUCUGGACUCGCAAGGUUCAAUCUGCCCCUAAGAAGUUAAAGAAGAUGACACCAAAAACAAUACGGCAGCAUCAGUUGGAAAGCGUGUCUACUCUAGAUGUACAGAUUGCUGUCCAGCAUGGUUAUCACUUCUCCUUUCCAGAAUCCUCAAAUUCAUAGCGAUUAGUGGCCUAGCAGAAGGCUUCAACGUGACUUCAGACCACAUAUUUCGAACUUCAUUCAACUUGAUACUUGUCCAUUUAUAACUUUUCUUUUAUUUGAAAUUGAUUGUGUUUAUGUUAUCAUAAGUGUAUUGAGAAUGUAUUUAUCUCUAUACAGAUGUUAUCUUUUUAGCCAUCUUUUUCCAUUGCAAUAGGUCUAUAUAAAAGUGCAGAUAUUUAGACUACACAUGAUUGUGUCCAAUGCUUUUCUUGGCUUCUUUCAAGUUCUUGAAAUUGUUUUUUCGUUGAUUAUUUCAUUCACUUUAUCUACCUUGCAUUUUAAGACCUCAAGCUUUUACAGCUUGUAGACACCUUUUGUAUCUAUUACAUUCUAGAACUGCUUUGUGAAACAAACUUUGAACACUCGUUAAUUAUCAAUCACUGUGUUGUUUGGCAACUAGAUCGGAUCCAAUGUGCCAAAUGAGGACGGUCUCAU